Molecule: messenger RNA, 1134 nt
Organism: Neoarius graeffei (lesser salmon catfish)
Lineage: Eukaryota; Metazoa; Chordata; Actinopteri; Siluriformes; Ariidae
Exons: 6
Coding region: 34-1119 (361 amino acids)
Source: RefSeq, a predicted model, not a curated record
AGCAAAAGAAGAGCAGAAGUGAAGCUUCAGUCCAUGAUGAAGAUUCUCCUCAUCUUCACCCUCUCCCUAAUAUCAGGUCCAGUGGGCUGUGUUGAUGUAAUUGGCUGCUCAGGAGGAAGCAUCAUUAUAAUCUCUGAUCUGUACUGGAGUUUAGUAAAUAGUAAUUAUAUUUGUAAGGUGGAAAUGAGUAAGUGCACAGAAAUAAAAAAGACAAACAAUGGAAUAGACCAUGUUCAGCUGGAAAGAUUCAUCCUUUCUAAAAACAAGGAACGUUUGGCAGUGUUUAUCAGAAAGCUGAAGCCACAGGAUGCUGGAACAUACAGAAUGGGACGGGGAAGGUCGAUUUACACUGAUGUGAGCCUGAAAAUUGUUAAAGAUUCUUGUUGUGUGGGGACAAAAAUAAUGAACAGUGAUCAAGGACAGCAAACCAACAUCAUCUGUAACUAUCCAGCGGAGUACGAGAGAAACUACAAGUAUUUCAUGAAACUUGGCAAUGACAGUAUUGAAAGCAUUCUAUAUACUGGAACACAAUCUCAGAAGGGCAGAUUCUCCAUUUCUGAUGACAGAAGUGCUAAAGUGCUCAGUGUGAACAUCAGUGAUGUGAGAGAAGCUGAUGAAGGAGUUUAUUAUUGUGGAGCGGCGGACACAGUGGGCUCAGUCCAGUAUUACUCCGACUUCACGAGGAUUCAGCUGCAUGUUAGAGGUUUUUCCAAUGUCAUCAUCAUCAUCAGUGUGUGUAUCUGUGUGGCUCUGCUGCUGAUUGGGGGAUUUACACUGAUGAUCUACAGACUGAGACACAAGAGAACACAAGGUUCAACACCUACAUCCAAAGACAAUGAACAGGUUCCCUCUGCUGCUUGUGUCUAUGAGGAAAUUAAUCACACCAACCAUGUUUCAGCCACAAACACUGAACUUUAUAUAAAUGCUUCAUCACCUUCACCACCCACUAACACCCCCGAUAGAGCGAUCUCUUCCACAGUACAACCACCUCAAGACCAAAAUCUCACUUACACCACGGUGACUUUCCAGAAGAAUCCAGAUGGUGCUGCAGUCACCUUCAGUAAGGAGGAACCUACUACUGAAUAUGCCACUGUCCAACACCAACCAAGACUGGAAUAAUUCGAUUAUGUUUUC